AUGCACGCUGCAACGCCGUGGGGCGGCGCGCCCGUGUCUCGUCUGUGGUCGGCCAAAGGCGACGAGCGCUGUGCGCCCCCGCACUCAGACGACUACAAGGAGUGGUCGCUCAUGCAGCUCAAGCGCGAGAUCACGCAGCGGCAACUCAAGACGAACCCGCGCCGCCGCAAUAAAGACGCGUUUGUGCGGAUCUUACUUCACCACGACGAAGAGCAGCAGCCUCCGAAUCAGAUGACGACUCCGAAUCAGACGACGACUCAGACUUGUCAUCAUCUCGGACCACAUGGAGCCUCGACGCGGCACGAGAUUGGCCAGGACCCUGUCGUCUUUGUUGCUUGUUCGACUGCAGAAGGACCGGCAGGGCACGUGUCGACGACUGGAGACCAGCAGCUGCACGAUGUCGUCUACGUCCAGCAGCAGCAAGAGGUCUAUGGCGAUCCUGUGAACCGUGAAGGGCCAAUGGCUCCACUACCACCGCCGACGUCAACGACGCAGGUUUUCGCGGCUGUUGAAGGGAUGCAAGCCGUUCCUUUGGUGCCUGCUCCGGCGGCUGCGGUUUGCGUUCCAACGGUCUCGCUCUUGCAGUCUCAGAACUCAGCAUCCGGUGCUUUGGGUGUUGUUGCAGCUGCUGAAGAUGAUGUGGACGCGGGCAGCCGCUCUCGGAAUACAAAGAGACGAAGGAUUGAGGUGACGGCAGGACGGGAGAGUGAACAGGCACCAAUGGUGGCACAAGCAGCGGCGGGACCUGGAGAUAGUAUUACUGCUACUUCUACUACUAAUUCACAACAGAGUGAAUCCAAGAUGUCGAACGAGUACUUCCGACGAAAGUUGAGUCUUCAGGCGGCCCGACUUGAGCAGGAAAGCCGACGUUUGGAGCUGGAAACGAAACGUGAAGAACGACAGAGUGAGCUGCACACGGUGCACCUUGCGCUAGCACAGGAGCAACUGCAACAGGCUAAGCUGACGACCCAGAAGAUGAAGACCGAGUGGAUCGUCGAGCAGAUGGUGCAGAAGAAGAAGUUAAGUGAUGCUGGAAUCUCGCGAGAAGACUCGGCAGCAUCUCUUGGACCGUAUUUGUCAUGA
Peronospora matthiolae is the source of this 1083-nucleotide messenger RNA. The record is from the annotation of a GenBank genome assembly. NCBI's taxonomy places the organism in Eukaryota, Oomycota, Peronosporomycetes, Peronosporales, Peronosporaceae.